CCCGCGAAACGAGCGCUUUUCCCGGGGCGCGAACCACCAUGGCACUUCUGCGCCUCUCGGAACCUUUUGGGCUCUCCACCGUUCUUUUCCUCCUUCUUCUACUCUCAACGUGGAUGGCUCAUAUCGGACCCGCGCGCUGUCAAGUCGUACGGCGGAGCGAUGGAGUGGGUUUAUCCGCGGGAAGAGGCGAGGAACACGGAUCCCCACGCGUCAGGAGAGCGCUGCCUUGGGAGAAGCAGAUGUCUCUUCUCAGCAGCUCCUUCGUGCUCAAGGGAGACGCGACCCACAACCAGGCAAUGGUGCACUGGACCGGGGAGAACAGCAGCGUCAUCCUCAUCCUGACCAAGUACUACCACGCCGACUCCACCAAGGUCCUGGAGAGCUCUCUAUGGAGGUCAACGGACUAUGGAACAACUUACAGCAAACUCAACCUGAUGCCGGGGACAACCAUUGUGGUGACCAGUUUUUACAUCUGCCCCACCAACAAGAAAAAGGUGAUUCUGGUGGGUUCAUCUAUAAACGAACGUGACCAGAUGCUGUUCAUAAGUGUAGACGAGGGCUCCUCUUUCCAGCGCCAACCCGUGAACUUUAACCCCGACACGCUGCUCUUCCACCCCACAGAGGAGGACAAGCUGCUGGCUUACUGCAAGGACGGCACGCUGUAUGCUUCCACGGACCUAGGGAGGAAGUGGACUCUACUGCAAGAGAGAGUUACCAAGGAUAAAAUCUUCUGGGCGGUGUCUGGUGUGGACUCAGACCCAGACCUGGUGCACAUGGAGAUGCAGGACACUAGCGGAGGGUACCUGUACGUGACCUGUCUGAUCCAGAACUGCUCAGACAAAAUGGUGACCGCUCAGUUUUUGGGGAAAAUCGACCACAACUCACUCCUGGUGCAGGACAGCUACAUCUUUGUCAAGGUGACCACAGGGAAUCGCACCAAGCACUACGUCUCAUAUCGGCGCAAUGAGUUUGUCCAGAUGAGGUUUCCUAAGUAUGCUCUGCCAAAGGACGUCCAGAUCGUGAGCACGGAUGAGAACCAGGUGUUCUUGGCUCUGCAGGAGUGGUACCAGACAGAUACAUACAACCUGUACCAGUCUGACCCACAAGGGGUUUACUAUUCCCUGGUCCUGGAGAACGUCCGCAGCACCCAGCAACCCGAGGAGAGCACCCUCAUCGACAUACUGGAGGUGAAAGGGGUCAAAGGUGUGUUUCUGGCCAAUCAGAAGCUCAACGGGAAAGUCACUACGGUUAUCACUUACAACAAGGGCAGGGACUGGGAGCACCUGAUGCCCCCUGCCACCGACAUGAAUGGGAAGAGCCUCACCUGCAAAGCGCCUGACUGUCACCUACACUUGCACCUGCGCUGGGCAGAUAACCCCUAUGUGUCUGGUACAGUGCACACCAAAGACUCCGCCCCCGGCCUCAUCAUGGGAGCAGGGAAUCUGGGUUCCAAACUGGUGGAGUACAAGGAGGACAUGUACAUCACCUCGGACUGUGGCAAAACAUGGAGACAGGUGUUCGAAGAGGAACAUCACAUCCUGUAUUUGGAUCAUGGAGGAGUCAUUGUGGCCAUCAAAGACACAUCGAUACCACUCAAGAUUCUCAAGUUCAGUAUCGACGAAGGCCGGACAUGGACGGUGCAUAACUUCACCAGUACUUCAGUGUUUGUGGAUGGACUUCUGAGCGAACCAGGGGACGAGACGCUUGUCAUGACGGUAUUUGGCCACAUCAGUUACCGCUCAGACUGGGAGCUAGUCAAAGUGGACUUCAGACAAUCAUUCCCACGACAGUGCACAGAGGAAGACUACGAGUCCUGGCAGCUCACCGACCUUCAUGGGGAGAAAUGCAUCAUGGGACAGGAGAGGAGCUUCAGGAAGAGAAAGGACACAUCAUUUUGUAUCAAAGGGAAGAGCUACACGUCGGCUCUGAGCACUAAACCAUGUCAGUGCACCGAGAGGGACUUCAACUGUGACUAUGGUUUUGAGCGCUCCCAGACUGAAGGCCACAGGUGUUUUGCUGACUUCUGGUUUGAUCCUGAUGCCCCUCCAGAUGACUGUCAUCUGGGGCGGAGCUACGAGUCCAGCACUGGAUAUAGGAAGGUGAUCUCUAAUUCUUGUGAGGGAGGCAUAAACAAACAGCAGAGCUCUAAGCAGCACCUGUGCCCUCUGCUGCCCCCUAAAGGACUGCAGCUGGGCAUUAAAGGGCAGAUGUUAGCUGUGGCACCCGGUGAUGACAUCACAUUCAUCGUUCAUCAAGAACAGGGUGAUACCAGCAGCACUAAAUACCAAGUGGAUCUUGGAGAUGGAGUAAGGGCAAUCUACCAGAACCUGACAGUGACAGACGAGCCCAUCCAACAUCGCUAUGAGAGCCCCGGGGUCUACAGGGUCAGUGUGAAGGCUGAGAACAUGGCCGGCCACACACAGGCCACCAUGUACAUCCAAGUCACAGCCCCCCUGCAGGAGGUGCAUUUGGAGGUAGUACCCAUCGCUGGAAUCAACCAGGAGGUCAAUGUGUCUGCUACUGUACUCCCCUCGGAGGCAAAUCUCACUGUAUUCUACUGGUGGAUAGGAGACAACAUGCAGCCCACCCUUACCCUCCAGAACAGCUUGCUGACCCGGUUCUCUGAGGCAGGCGAGGUGUCAGUCACAGUCCAAGCCUCCAACGGUCGCUCUAUGGUUCAAGACACAAAGAUAGUCCAAGUCUAUGAGCACUUCCAGGUGAUUCCUCUAAGCUUCAGCAGAAACCUGGACCGCUUCAACCCAAACAUCCCAGAGUGGAGAGAGGAUGUGGGACAGGUGGUCACCAAAAUACUCUCCAGGAUCACAGGUGUUCCACAAAACUCCCUGGUUACUGUGGUGAAGCCUGGUCUCCCCACCUCUGCAGACCUGUAUGUGCUACCACUGGAUGACCAGCCAGAUAAGAGGAACAGAUUUGUAGACAAGCGGAUACCAGCCAUAAUCCAAUCGUUCAAUGACAACAAUGUGAGUUUUGUUGUCCGAGGAGGUCAGCAGGUUCUGGUGAUGCUGGCAGACCCAAAUGCAGGUAUAGGGAAUAGUAGUAAUGAAACUUCAGAAGCUGCAACCGGCUAUGGCUACCAUGGCGCUGCUGGAGGUCCAGGUGUAUGGGCGAUAGGAGUCUUAUUCCUAGUCACCAUCAUUGCCACUGGCUCCUUCAUCCUUUACAAGUUUAAAAGUCCCUGGCUCCGGACUGAGGACACCUAUCCCCCGCUGUUUUUUAGGAAGCUCCCUGUGAACCGAAACGUGUACGCGCAGAUGCACAAUGAGAAGGAGCAGGAGAUGACCAGUCCAGUGAACCACAGCGAGGACACACAGCACAUCAUUCAGGGGGAGGAGUUUAUCGAUGACGACCUGGACUCUCACACGCUAGCAGGAAACCAUUCUGGUGUGGUCCUGAGCAUCACCUCCAGAGAGCUGCAGAGCUACCUGAGCAGCUGAUGCCCAACGCGGCCACACUAAAGGGGCUAGCUAGCGUUAGCUCAGCCCUGCUAAGAGCACAGGGACUCCACUCUGCCUUCCUCCUCUCCGCCCACCCCCUUCUCUCUGUGUCGGACACUGACCUCACUGCUCCGCGGCACCCUCUGCGCCUCACCCCCACCCCUGGGUGCUCUGUCCACGGCGACUUGGAAGACUGGAUCAAUGACAGUAACAAGUGUAAUAAUGGUGAAUGAAGCUGAUGUGACUAUGUUAGGAAGAUCAGAAUGUUUAUUUAUGUUUAAUGCUCUGUUGCUAUCUAGUUCAGCUAGGCUAAAUGCUGAUUCCAUUUAGCCAGUGGUGGAUGAAGUACUCAGUUUUGUUACUUAAGUAAAAGUACAGAUACAGGAGCAAAAGAUUACUAAAAUACCACAUGAUAAGCACCCCUUUUUUCAGGUUUUUGUGUGUUUGUAUGUUUAGUUUGCUCAAAACUGGAACAUUAACUCAAAUUAAGAGUGCUAAAAAUAACUCUUAGCCAUAAAGUAUAGAUACCUAAAAAUUGUACGGUACUUUUACUUUUGUACUUUGUUACCUUCUCCCACUGAAUUUAGCCUAGUCUAUAGAAUAGUGAUGAGCCUAGAUGGUAAUUUACCUUGAAAAUUAACAAUAAUAUGUAAAAACCCAUUAAUUAUGUUAUCAUGUAUUAUAUAGUACUGAUGGGCCCACCUGACUUUUUUCCUUUUAUGGAGGCCAUUUUGAGGACUUACCAUUCAAAACAUAUAAGAUAAUUGUGUAUUGCUUCUAGAAUAGACUACAAUGUAAUUUACAUUGCUAGCUACAAUGUAAUUUACAUCCACGGAUAGCUAGCCUAUACUGCAAUUAUCCUACUCUAUAAGAAUUGGUAAAUUUAUUUUGUAGAAUUUAAUGGGACAGGCCUGAGCACAUCAGCUUCAAGGCGAUAGUUUUUUUGUUACUGUCAAUGGUUCCAGUUCUUUCAGCAUUACCUCUGCUUCAUCUGACCCCACCACAGAGACCUGCACUGACCAACCGGAGACUACAACGGCAAAGACACUCAAAUGUACUUUGCAUUCCACCCACAGCACUGUCAAUGAGCAGCACCACUCCACACCUUAACGGAAAAACAAGACUUAAAAGGCAAUAAUUUUUCUACAUUUGAACUAUAGAGUUGUAGUUUUGUGCAGUAGAGCACGGUAUUGAACCUCAAAAUAUAAACGAGACCAUCAUUAUAAUACCAAAGUAGGCUAUAGAAAUUGCCAAGGGAAAAUAUAAAUUGAUGUUAGACCUAUGUUAGCAGUGCAAACAAGAUAUCAUACAAUGUUAAAAUACAGAUGUGAAGAACAGACUUUAAAGGUGCUGUACUCGAUUUUAUUUCCCAAAUAAAAAAUGUCUUGCCCCAGUACAGAUCUUUUGUAAAAAGCAGCUUUCAGAGUCAAAAUGAGACCAAUGCAUGUUAUGCGUAUGUAAUUAGAGAGCAAUUUGGGAUCAGCACUUCAUUUUGGGCCAGGAUUAGCAUUCUAUGUCCUAAAACUCAAAAUUUAACCAAAUUAACUGUUCCUAAACCUGACCUUAAUCCUAAAACUAAUGAAACAAUAUAUACGGUAGUUAAAAUGAAAAAUUGUCGAAGAAAUGUUGAAUAUUUAUGGAAUCUUAGCAUGCUAAUUGUUAUUACCAUUAAGCUACAGCUACAAAACUCCACCUUUGAAAGUUGUGAAAAGUGCUUAUAAUCGCAUUGUGUUUAAUAAUCCGGAUGCUUGGAAUGCAUUAGGGAUGAGUUUGGACUACCGCAAAUCUUUGACAUGUUUUUCAAAACUGUAAAAAUCAGGUACAACGUCUUUAAAGUUAAUGUUUUUGAUAGAUGUCAGAUCCGAUUGGUAUUUAAAUUGAUUUCCUUGUUCACUGAGCCUCUGCUGUACUCGAGAGUCACAUCUCUUAAACCUCCCUCCUCCCCCACUCUCCCGGGGUCCACGUUGGCCCCCGUUGCCCUGGAGAUGAAGCAGGUUGCCGUCAUGGAGGGAAGUGUAGUCUUUUACUGAAUCAGCCUAUAUUAGGCCCUGCCCACAGUAGAAUUACGUGUUUGUUGUAGAUGUGUAAAUAUGAACUAUCUCCACUUUGUAUAUAAUCCUUUUGACGUGUGUGAGUGUGUUUUACACGACUACCAAAAUACACCGAGGUCCUCAAACGCACCAUUUCACCCAACAGUAUUUUUACAAUGGACAUUCAUCUGUAUCCAUGUUUCCAUAACUCCAGCACUGCAGAACUGUUAUCAGCACAGUUGUUAUGAAUUAUGAAUUGACAUAGUUGGGCUAUGGUACAACACCAAAUACAGCAAAAACACAAUGCAAAACAAAUACUAGGGUACUCUGUUGGUAGCAAGUUGUCUAUGGAACAUUUUGUCACAAUGCUCUAGCCUGUACCCCUUAUACCAGAGGUGGAAAGUAACAGAUUACAAAUACUCACAAACUGAUAGUUGAGCAGAUUAUUUGAGUAAUACUUUUUGAGUGCAUUUUUAAACAUGUACUUUUAAUUGAGUAUAAUUAAAAUAAUGUAAUUGUACUUACUGAGUGCAGCAGUAAAUCUCAAUUGUCCCAAUGCACACCUGUCUUAUCCCUUUUGUGGUUUAAAACUACAUAAUUUUGCAUUAAACUGUUUAAUUAAUAUAUUUUUGUUCUGAAAAUUGAUCUCAAAUGACACUAAAACCACAUUAAAAGUUAUUUUAGUAAAUUUUAGUAAAAUUUUAGUAAAAAAAAUGUACUAGUACAUUUUUUUAUGCAUACGUUUUACUUUUACUUAUGUAAAAAAUUUCUGUAUUCUUUCCACCACUAUUUCCCGUAGCAUCUGGGGUAGGUUUAAAUAGGCCCACAUAAUACAUUAUAGCUAAAUUUGACUUAACUUUUACUCUUAACUUCAGCAGUAGGUCUACAAUUGUUAAGAGUAGACUUUAUAUUGAAGUAACGUAAUUUUGUUGCUCCACCUGGUGGACAUACGAUGAAAGCUCAGUAACUUUUUGACAAUAUGAAGCUCAUAAAAACUCUUUAUUCUAGAAAUCAUUAUAAUUUGAUAAUCUAAUUGUGAAUGAAUGUCAGUUAUCUGGGAUAGUCAUCAAGUUACUCUACCAACUAGACAUAGGUAGUUGAAAAUAUGCUUAAUGUAUACCAUUUCUGACACUGUUCUUAUGCAAUACUAAAAUCUACACGAUUCAUUGGAAACAUGGCUGUAGUCCAGGACACAGUGGUAUAAAAUGGUAUAAUAUGUAGAAGAUAUUUUUGAUACACUCUAAGAAAGUGUAGCUGUAAGCACUGGUCGCUGUUUGUUGACUGAGAACAUGUUUGUAUUUUUGCACUAUUGAUGUAACAGGAAGUCCACCGAUCUCAUGUACUUUUGCUUUAUGACGAUUUCUAUUUUCACCUAUUUUGUACAUACUUCUGUCCAGUGUUCUUUAUCGAUGUCUCUUUGUACUAGGGUCCUCUUGAAAAAGGGUUGAAAUGAAUUUGGAAAAAGACUUUGAAUUCAUAAUUUUAGUUUGAAAUUUGAAAACGUGUUGAUUGAUUUGUUGAUUUUUAAACCAGUUUGUCCUCAUCAGGAAAGCACUCACCCUGCAUCCUGGAAUAAACCACUCCCA
Periophthalmus magnuspinnatus is the source of this 7071-nucleotide messenger RNA. RefSeq names its product sortilin-related VPS10 domain containing receptor 2 (gene sorcs2). Lineage: Eukaryota; Metazoa; Chordata; Actinopteri; Gobiiformes; Gobiidae. Bases 39 to 3455 code for a protein of 1138 amino acids. The record is from RefSeq and is a predicted model, not a curated record. Gene Ontology annotation, molecular function: protein binding. Gene Ontology annotation, cellular component: membrane. The transcript is spliced from 28 exons.